Messenger RNA from Brassica rapa (field mustard), 1247 nucleotides. RefSeq names its product beta carbonic anhydrase 6, mitochondrial. The record is from RefSeq and is a predicted model, not a curated record. Gene Ontology annotation, biological process: carbon utilization. NCBI's taxonomy places the organism in Eukaryota, Viridiplantae, Streptophyta, Magnoliopsida, Brassicales, Brassicaceae. Gene Ontology annotation, molecular function: zinc ion binding; carbonate dehydratase activity.
AUUAUAUAAGAUUUAGUGAUGCAAAUUCAUAUUUAAAUUCAUAGUUUUAAACUACUUUUUACUACUGAUUAGUUUCUUUCUUUUCUUCUUCGAUAAUAAUACUAAUCCGAAAGAGGAAUAAUUUUUGCACUAUUGAUAAAUAAUAAAUAAUACACAAACAAAAUAUAUAAAAUAUACUAUUAAUAGUAAGAUCGAAGACCAUUGAAAAGAAAAAAUAGAAAAGACAGUUCCACAAAAAUGGCGUUAACACUAUGUGGAAGAGCUCGUCGCUUCGUCUCUGCAACAUCAGUAUAUAGCAAUGGUUGUCUUCAAAGACUGCAACAAACCGGAUCGAAUCGGUUUCAGCUUGGUGAAGCAAAAGCAAUAAGAUUAUUACCAAGGAGGACAAACAUGGUUCAGGAAUUGGGAAGUAGAGAAGAUUUUUUGCAAGAAAACAGAGAUACUGAGACAAGUUAUGAUUUUCUGGGUGAGAUGAGACAGAGGUUUCUUAGAUUCAAGAGACAAAAGUAUUUACCACAGAUAGAAAAGUUUCAAGCUUUGGCCGUAGCUCAAUCACCAAAGGUUAUGGUGAUAGGAUGUGCAGAUUCAAGGGUGUGUCCUUCUUAUGUACUAGGUUUUCAACCUGGUGAAGCUUUUACUAUCCGAAAUGUUGCCAAUCUCAUCACGCCCAUUCAGAAUGGGCCAACAGAAACCAACUCAGCUCUUGAAUUUGCAGUCACUACUCUUCAAGUUGAGAACAUUAUAGUAAUGGGUCAUAGCAAUUGUGGAGGAAUCGCAGCGCUUAUGAACCAUCAAAACCAUCUAGAACAACCGUCUAGUUUGGUAGAGAGAUGGGUCAUGAAUGGAAAAGCCGCCAAGUUAAGAACACAAGAAGCUUCAUCACACUUAAGUUUUGAUGAACAGUGCAGAAACUGUGAGAAGGAAUCUAUAAAGGAUUCCGUGAUGAAUUUGAUAACCUAUCCAUGGAUAAGAGAUAGAGUAAAGAGUGGUGAAGUAAAGAUUCAUGGAUGUUAUUACAAUUUGUCAGAUUGUAGUCUUGAGAAGUGGAGACUCAGUUCAGACAAGAAUAGCAAUGAAUUCUAUGUUUCAGACAAAGAGAUAUGGAACUGAGAAAAUGUACAACAACUAUCAGUUCCUUUGUAUAUGUAAACCUAAUGCAAUUACUGUAAAUAAGUAUUAGGUGCAGACUGGAAGGAAAACAAAACAAAUUUCAAUGAGGAAUUACUAAAGAUAUUUAAUUGAGCUCA